AUGACAAAUCCAUUCCUUCAGUUGAUGCAGCAGAAUGACACCGAACUGAAGGAAGCCUCCCCUCGGGCUCGCCGCAAGCACCAUGGACGUGUUCCUCACGAGGUAUUCCGCAAUGCGCUAAACAAGCACGCUAAGCUGGUCUCCUUCGUCUCCUUGGGCAACUCGAAGCCCAUCGGAGGCUGUGCGGGCGUUGGCAUGUGCCGCCUGAUGUACGGAGAUAGCGAGUACGCACCCACCGCCCGAGAGCUACAACAAAUGCAAGCUUCCGCGGGCCUUCGAAGCCGGCCGCUACCGGAGAUCGAAGAGCCGCGAGCCGGGAAGGGAGAUGAAGGCGAUGAAGAUGAAAAGGCCAAUCACUGCUCCAUCGCAUCCCCCAGACAAGCAAAUUCUUCCUCCGCUUCACCAUCGCCGGAUGCCGUACCAGGGAUGGCUGGCGGAGCUGCAAAGACUGCUGAGGCUGCGGAGGCGGAAGCGGCGGCAGCAGGGGCAGGGGCAGCAGUGGGGGCGGCGAAGCCUGGCGAGGGGCCAUCGGGCGCUGGGGACCUUUCGGCCGGCCUGCACGGGCCAGAGCAUGGCGGCGGCGGCAGCGGCUUCCGAAAUCUUGCCAAAUCAGGCUCCGCACUGCAGGGAUGGACGUCGAGCUCGCGGAAGGAACACGUGCUGGUGGCCGCGACGACAGCAAGGCUGUUAGGGGUCCGCAAGCUGCUACGUUCCACUACAGACAGUCGAUUCGUUUCGCGGGCUAACGAGCCCGAGGACACCGCCGCAGCGGUCUCGGAGCAGCCCGUGCAACAGCAAGAGCAACAGGGACAGCAACAACAACAACAACAACCGCCGCCGCCGCCGCCGCCACCGCCGCCGCCGCCACCGCCGCCGCCGCAGCAGCAGCAGCAGCGGACCUUAGGGCGCUCAAUGACAGCAGUCAGGGCGUCCCGCCGUUUCGGUGAUGCUGGUGCCGCGACCGCGUUCAUGGCGGCUGCGUCUCUUGACCGUUUCGCUACAACUACAGGUUCCACAGGUUCCACGCCCUUUCCUUGGAUGCAAAAAAACAUCAAUACUUCCCUUUCCAUCUAG
Messenger RNA from Volvox carteri f. nagariensis, 1074 nucleotides. RefSeq lists its product as uncharacterized. The coding region runs from base 1 to 1074 and encodes 357 amino acids. NCBI's taxonomy places the organism in Eukaryota, Viridiplantae, Chlorophyta, Chlorophyceae, Chlamydomonadales, Volvocaceae. The record is from RefSeq and is a predicted model, not a curated record. The transcript has 4 exons.